This is a messenger RNA of Daphnia carinata, 1074 nucleotides long. Its product is annotated as arylalkylamine N-acetyltransferase-like 2. NCBI's taxonomy places the organism in Eukaryota, Metazoa, Arthropoda, Branchiopoda, Diplostraca, Daphniidae. Gene Ontology annotation, molecular function: N-acetyltransferase activity. The record is from RefSeq and is a predicted model, not a curated record. The transcript has 4 exons. Bases 1 to 1020 code for a protein of 339 amino acids.
AUGAAACGGGGAGUUGCGGAUGAUGAAUGUCUCGAUUGCCCUCCCCCUCCAUCUGAUGGCAUUCUAUACGGAUCUGAUUACGUGAAACAGACUCUAGCGAUUCUGGACGAAUCGAUCCAAGAAGAAAUUUUUCGCUUAUUUAGGUCAGUGUAUGGCCAAAAUUGCACUGUUUGGUUUCCUCACCGCUGUUUAUUCCUGGGGCUUUCAGAGUCCGUCUGCCAGCACGAUCGUGUCCUAACAGUCACUUUCCAAAAGCAGAAAAGAGGCGAUUUGAUUCAGCACCGUUCAAGCAAGUUUCCUAUUACGUGCAGGGCUUUCCCCUCGUCAGAGUGUUGCCAUGUCUUCGUUUCCAAAAAAUUCUUUACCAAAGACGGCCAAGUGUUUACGAUCGACAUCGGCCGGCUUGAAGAGCUCGGCGAAGUGAUUGAAUUGCUCCGAGAUCAUUUUUUCGCAACGUCACCCAACCGUUAUCUGGUAAACGAUUGGAGCGGGGCUAGUGAUAGCAAUCGCAUGUCCGACCACCUUUCCAACUGCCUGCGCCAUCCUGUUUCCUUGACUGUACGGGAUUCGGCCGGCCGACUAGUGGCGGUCAGACUAAACGAACUAGAAACACCAGAGGAUGUUCAUCUUGAUAGUCUGACAUCACAAUCAAAGCGAAGAUUGAUUACGGCAUUGUUAACAGAUCUCGAAGCAGGAUUUGAUUUGUUCACCACCUACACCACAAACAAAAUUCUCAGUCUAGCCAUGAUGGCUGUCGACAAAAACUACUGUAAACUCGGUUUGGCAACCACAUUGGUGGGUUUGUCACUGGAAUUGGGAAAAGCGAACGGCGCCGGUGCUGUCAAAGUGUGUGCCGUGAGUCAACACGCAGCGAAAGUUGCUGCUAAACACGGCUUGGAAACGCUGCGCACUAUUGAUUACGCCACGUACGAAUUCGAAGGUGGCAAACCUUUAGCGCACCUUGAUGAUUUGCUAGCAGAACAUCCAGUGGCAGCGUUCUUGGCGUGCCGUUUGAACUAGUGCCUUUUGUUGAUGUGUAACGGCAGCUUUGAAAAAUAAAAUCAAUUCAUUGAG